CGUAUAGUCUCUUCACAAUUAAAUCACUGACAUUACUUUUCGGACAAACCCUGUAACUAGCUGAUUAUCCGUGCUUUUACUCCCCCAUAAAAAAGAUAAAACAGUACGGCCAAUGUAUUCCGUUGCAGGCGAAGAUGAUCAGCGAUGGUGCCUACGCAUCACAAUGGUACGGAUUUGAAAAUAGAGCAAAGAGGCUUCUGAUGAUCAUGAUGAUUCGUUCUCAAAAGCCAUAUUACCUCACAGCCUACGGCUUCUUCGCCAUCACUCUGAACCAGAUCACCACGGUGGGUAAAAUUAAGAAAAAUAACGCUACCACUAAAAACAGAGGUGGACAGCGAAUAAGUGUUUCAGAAAAGCGAACAGCCAUUUUGUACAACGGUGUUCUCAUAAAAGUAUAAUCGUUCGUCGGAAGAACGUCUGCUAAUUAAUUUCAGUUUUCAGAUUUUCAAUACAUCAUUGUCGUACUUUAUGAUGUUGAAAACAAUGGCGUGAAACGAUGUGGCUUUGAGAAUGUGAUGUAAAUUGGCACGUCACAUUAUUCCUAGAUCGAUGAACUUGGUUCACUGGAAUAUCUAUCGUUUACAUGAACGAUGGGAAUCUUCAAAUAAAGUAUUCUUUACUUCACGCAUC
Molecule: messenger RNA, 630 nt
Organism: Orussus abietinus
Lineage: Eukaryota; Metazoa; Arthropoda; Insecta; Hymenoptera; Orussidae
Exons: 1
Coding region: 135-398 (87 amino acids)
Biological process (GO): sensory perception of smell
Cellular component (GO): membrane
Molecular function (GO): olfactory receptor activity; odorant binding
Source: RefSeq, a predicted model, not a curated record